GUCGGUUCGAUUUCAAGACGCAAUCGACGUUCCUUUGCUGCCUUGGCUCAGAGAACCUCCAGCGCCCUGGCGAGUUUGUCCACCAUUGCUGCUCCUACGCUGCACACCUCCACCUCCUCCAACAGUUUGAGCAAAACCAAGAACCCCUUGACCCCGCCAUUGUCCGACGACGAGCAAUUGUCCCUUUGGCGCCCUUAUUCUCCGGAUCCGCCUAAACGCCGCCUAACUCUUCAGCGCGUUCCGACCCCUCCUCAAGAAUCCCGCAGCCUGUCGGGCCUUGCGCCAAUCGCGCCUCCCAAGAUGCAUCAAACGUCGUCAAGGCUGUUGCGCAUGACCGAAGAUGAGCGCCCCUUCACCAAGGAUUUCAUGGACUUGUUCUCAACCCUCAUGGUGAGCUUGAAGUUGGAUUCGCACCGGGUUCGCUUCACGCGUUAUGAUCACACCUUCACCUCAGAAGAGGCGAUCAACAACUUGGGCUCGCUCAAGUUCUCCCAGUCGAACCGCAUGCCCGAUCCCAAGGACCCCUCGCGCAUCGUGACCACCACUACAACCACCACCUUUUCUAUGGCCAAGGAGAUGGCCCGCUCCGUGUGUCAGCGCUUCGUGGAUGCUCGCUUCAUCGAGUCGGUGGAUGGCAAGGCUUUGCCGAUUUUCCCUCUCAAGGGAGCGCUCUUCCAGCUCACUCCCAAGGGUAUUAACAUCCUCCAGCGCUUCUGUCAGCGGAACGGAAUCACUGCUCGUCACGUGAUGGACGUUCUUGAGUCGCCGCGCAACACCAUGCAAUUGGUGAACCUCGAGCGAGACACCGAAACCGAUAAGCUGUCGCAUGACCGAGCCACCAUCGAAGUCAUCUUCCGCCGUUUCGCCGGCCAGGAUGGUCCCAACAUUAAGAGCAGCAUCUCCACCUCCGACUCCGAUUCAUUAAGCGACUACUCCAACGGUAUUGUGGGUGUGAAGAUGGCUCGGGAGCGCAAGCUGCAUGAUGGAAAGUCCUACACCAACACCUUCACUGGAAAGGGUGCUGUGGAUUGGUUGAUGGAUUGCUCGACAACUAUCGAACGCCGCGAGACUUGCCUGAUUGCGGAGCUGUUCCUCAAGUACGGUUUAAUUACCAUGAUCCAGGAUGACAAGUCCUACCCGGACUCGAACGCCGUCUUCCAACCGUCCAAGUAUGCGAUAUACACCAUUACCGAGCGAGGCCAGCGUGUGUGUGGAUGGAUUGCCCGUGACAAGGCCCGCGAUGCCAAUGCCAGCACCAACAACACUACCUACGACAGCCGCGGUAUGCCCCGCGAUUCCAACAACGCUCGCCUGACCCACAUACUGGGGGACCCCGCCCUCCGCCUUCUCUUCCGCGAGUUCCUGCGUUACUCGCUGUGUGAGGAGAAUCUGUCCUUCUAUCUCGAUGUUUCCGAAUUCACUGCCAACUACCACAAGGCGGAGAAGACUGGCACGUUCAACAAGGUCGACUCGGUGCGCGAGACCCUGGCUGCUGCCUAUGGUUUGUACAACGCGUUCCUGGCUCCUGGAUCACCCUGUGAGCUGAACAUUGACCACGCUCUGCGCAACAGCCUGGCCAGCCGUAUGACCAAGGCCGUGGGCGACGACGAGUCAAUGUUCAAGAGUCUCCAGGAGGUUGUCCACCUCUUCGAGCUAGCUCAGACCUCGGUCUUCAAGCUGAUGUCGAGUGACUCCGUUCCGAAAUUCCUUCGUGACCCCAAGUACUCCGUGGUCCUGCAGGAGCACGACGUGGACAUUUUUGGCGGGACACGCUCGUACUCGCCGACCCCCGGCGGCCCGGAACGAAGCAUGAGCCGUUCAGCCCGGUCAUGA
Molecule: messenger RNA, 1833 nt
Organism: Penicillium atrosanguineum
Lineage: Eukaryota; Fungi; Ascomycota; Eurotiomycetes; Eurotiales; Aspergillaceae
Gene: flbA
Product: developmental regulator FlbA
Exons: 4
Biological process (GO): intracellular signal transduction
Source: RefSeq, a predicted model, not a curated record